Coccidioides immitis RS is the source of this 1028-nucleotide messenger RNA. RefSeq lists its product as uncharacterized. The transcript is spliced from 2 exons. The coding region runs from base 65 to 766 and encodes 233 amino acids. The record is from RefSeq and is a predicted model, not a curated record. Lineage: Eukaryota; Fungi; Ascomycota; Eurotiomycetes; Onygenales; Onygenaceae.
CUUUUUGUGUCCCAAACAAUCUCCUCAAGUCAUAAUCCUGCGUUUAUAGCAUCCAUUGUUCACAAUGCGCAUACUCCCGCUCCUCUUCCUAGCCAUCUCUCCGGCUCUCAGUAAGCUGGUUGUGGAUUAUCAAGCUGCACGAGGCGAUGAUCCCAGCGUGAUGGGCUAUCUUAACCUGGAGGCCAAGCGCGGAAAGAGGGUGCUUGAACACCGACCGGACUUGUACAUCAAGAAAGGAAAGGAUCCCAAGGGUGUCGCCUGCGCCCACUUCCAUCGCAAAAAGGGGAAUAUCCGAGCCGAAUACCAUGCGCUCAAUAAAGUAACGAAGAAAAACAAGACAUAUACCAUUCGAUACGAAUUCUCGCUAGGACAAGUGCAGCAGAGUCUCAUGGUUUGGCAGAUGAAGGAAUAUUUGACAAAUAACCCAACGGACGGCGGCGCGAACGUCCCGCUCGCCUUGAAGAUCUCCAAAGAUAAACUCCAGCUUCAAUACCAACCCGCGUGGGGCGUCCCGCGCGAGGUUCUCUGGGAGACCACUGCCAAAACCAACACAAAAUACCGCGCCGAUAUCGUCAUGCGCACCGGGUCUCCUGGCUGGGUUCAGUUCUCCUGGAACGGCAAGGCUCAGAAGCUCGGCAAGAGCCAGAAGACCAAGUACCCAGCGAUCACCUUCCCUGGACGUUCUGACCCGAAGUUCGGAGCGUACGGGGGUGCUGAGAUCGAUAUUGACACUUAUGUGUAUCGGGCGCAGAUUGAUGAGAAGUAACAAGCUAGGCCAUUGCGGGAUUGGCAUCAGGGACUUGCGUGAAGGGGAGAAAAUAAAUAGAUAAAUUUGUGUACUUUCGGCCGCAUAGCUAGCUUCAUCCUCUUUCCUGCGCCUCCUGUCUUCGCUUUCUUCCUGUUGAGCAGCUCAUCUCAUCCUGCCAUGCUUGUUAGUUGAAUUCCUUCCAACUGACCCAGCCACACAUCAGCACUCUGUUGGCUGAGGGCUGAAGCCUGAUAAAUACAAUCUUAAUGCACUCCUCACA